Messenger RNA from Colletotrichum gloeosporioides, 1584 nucleotides. RefSeq lists its product as uncharacterized. The coding region runs from base 1 to 1584 and encodes 527 amino acids. Lineage: Eukaryota; Fungi; Ascomycota; Sordariomycetes; Glomerellales; Glomerellaceae. The record is from RefSeq and is a predicted model, not a curated record. The transcript has a single exon.
AUGGUUCAUAUAUUUGAUAUUCCGCGCGAGAUUCGGGACCUGAUUUAUCUUCAAUGCGUUUUGUCUGAGGGCGGCUACAUCUUGGACUUCAACAGCAACAGGCUGAGAUGUGCAGACGGCAAGCGCAUUGACCUGGCGUUCAUGCUCACUUGCAAGAAGAUUGCAAAUGAAACCAGGGGACUGGCACUUUCAUCGAACAUUCUGAACUUCGGAGCAGUCUGCCCUAGUGAGCAGGAGCAUCGCGAGGUAGCUGGUCGCUUCGGGAUAGCCCUGACAACGCUCAGCCAGAGGCGAAGCUACAAGCUCGAUCAGAUCUACCCGGAUACUCUGGACAUCCCCAAUGACAUAUGGAGGGAUAUCUCGAAAAUCGAACCGAAGCUAGCCCCAUACGUCGAACUCCUUCAGCGUAGGCCCAAUGGCUGGCGCGUUAUGGAUGGUGCAAGCCACAUGAUGCCAACUAUCAUUGAGAGACCAGAGAUUGGCUGGCCUGGAACCUGUGGAGAGACGCCGUCCGUCUUCCGCAAAUUUGCUCGUUCUGCGCUACAACUACUUUUGGCGAAUAAGGAUCGAUUCGAACCGGAAGAGUUCCGUCAAUUCGAAAGGGGGAUGCUCCCCUGGCAUGAGACCGAGCUUGCAGGCAUCGUCAGCGUCAACCCUAAUGCAUGGGAGAUCCCGACAUUGCAGAGUCUUAGUUGGUAUUUGCGCGAUAUGUGUCCCUUCACUGCUGCAGAAAUCUCAAAAAAAUGGGGAUCUCCUAACGAUGGGUUCGAUCAAAAGCUUGUCAAACAUCACUACUCAGCUGCGGCUGCUGCUAUACGAUUUUUAUGCUCUUUGCGUAGGGACUCUCGGCUAAGCAUACGAAAAAUCAUUCUCAACGAAGAUCGAGCAGCUGUUGCAUUCCCUGAAGCGCACGGCCUGGGUCUUAUUCCAUACUGCCAGGAAAACCCGCGCCUUCGCGUGGAACGCCGCGUCAGUAUGUGGAGGACAGUCUUCCAGACUCAGGUCGAUGGCCAAGCCCAGCACGCAAAACCAUACGAUUUCAACGAUGGCGCUUGGGCGGACUUGAUCUCUCGUCCUGUGGCAGUCUGGAUCCUGGAAGCCCUGGAACUCGAACCCGCCGGAAUGCCGCCUGGCGCCUUCACGUUAACCUUCGAGGGAGACCAAAAGUGCUCAGAGAUUUUCCGCACAGUCGUACAACGCGACGCUGCAUGGCAAGCCGCAGUCGACCUAUCUCUGGAAAGGCAGAUUCUCCCUCCACUGUCGUGGGUUGCGAGGAGACGAGACGGAUGGGCUCACCACACGGCAAGGGACAGCAAGUGGCACGUUCUUGAAGGCUUCCCUCAAGCGGUGCAAGACAUUGUGGCGGGUAAAUCUAUUGUCAAGUGCAACUUCGACAUGGGCGAGAUAUGGGAUGUGGAGAAACUAGUUGAAGACAGGAAAGACUGGACAAUGAGUGAUUGGGACCAACGCUGGAAACGGGGGUUCCACGUACGUUUCGACCCCGAUCCGCCGUCGCCGAAAUAUCUGCAGCUCCUCUGCGACAACACAUUCGAUACGAACGUACCAAUAGACCCUAGACAUUGA